Molecule: messenger RNA, 960 nt
Organism: Castor canadensis (American beaver)
Lineage: Eukaryota; Metazoa; Chordata; Mammalia; Rodentia; Castoridae
Product: G-protein coupled receptor 42
Biological process (GO): cellular response to fatty acid; G protein-coupled receptor signaling pathway
Cellular component (GO): plasma membrane
Molecular function (GO): G protein-coupled receptor activity
Source: RefSeq, a predicted model, not a curated record
AUGGGGACAGUGCAGGACUGGACUCACUGGCUCUACUUCUCCGUGUACCUCUUUGCCUUCCUCGUGGGGCUACCCCUAAACAUCAUGGCUCUGGUGAUCUUCGUGGGCAAGCUGCGGUGCCGCCCCGUGGCCAUGGAUGUGCUCUUACUCAACCUGACCAUCUCAGACCUGGUCCUGCUGCUGUUUCUGCCAUUCCGCAUGGUAGAGGCCGCCAAUGGCAUGCACUGGUCCCUGCCCUUCAUCCUCUGUCCCCUGACCAGUUUCCUCUUCUUCACCACCAUCUACCUGAGCUCCCUCUUCCUCACGACCGUGAGCAUCGAGCGCUUCCUGAGCGUGGCCUACCCGCUGUGGUACAAGACCCGGCCCAGGGUGGCCCAGGCUGGGCUAGUCAGUGGCAUUUGCUGGCUUCUGGCUGGUGCCCACUGCAGUGUGGUCUAUGUCGCUGAAUUUUCUGGGAACAUCUCCGAAAGCCAGGGUGCCAAUGGGACCUGCUACCAGGAAUUCCAGGAUAACCAGCUGGCCAUUGUGCUGCCCGUCCGGCUGGAGAUGGCCGUGGUCCUUUUUUGGGUACCCCUGAUCAUCACUUGCUAUUGCUACAGCCGCCUGGUGUGGCUCCUCAGCCAGGGACCCAGCCGGCGAAGGCGGAGAAGGGUGGUGGGACUCCUGGCAGCCACUCUGCUCAAUUUCCUUGUGUGCUUUGGGCCCUACAACGUAUCCCAAAUGGUGGGCUACAUCCAGGGAGAAAGCCCGGCCUGGAGGAGCUACGUGCUACUCCUCAGCACCUUGAACUCCUGCGUGGACACCAUGGUCUUCUAUUUCUCGUCGUCUAGGUUCCAAGCAGACUUUCAGCAGCUGCUGGGCAGGAUGACGGGGGGCUGGAGCCUGUGGAGUCAGGAGACCAGCACAGAGCUGAAGGGAAAGAGCGGAGGAGAGGAGCGGUUGCAGGACUGUCCAAGCUAG